CUCAUCUCUAGUCCUGUCACGAUCAAAUGAGUGACCAAAUGGACAACGGGGAAUAAGCAUGAGUGAGUGCCUGGAACCGUUUCGCAAUGCUCGUGUCUCAUUAGCUUAAUGUUGUAGAAUUAAAUAGAUUGUCCAUCGCAAUGAUUACAGUCUUUCUGUCGUUCAUUAUAAGUACAUUUGUUUGUUAAGUAAAUAUAAAUCAACCUAAUUUCAAUUUAUAUAAUAUAGCAUUUUCAAAAGAUCCGCUAAACCACAAUCCCUACCGAUGCUGAGUCUUUCAACUAACACACAUAAAUGCAAGCGCCAAUGGUCGUCACGAAAACAAAACAAUACGUCAAAAUAAAACGUCAAAGAAUUUGUUUGGAAAAGCUGUCUUCUAUAUUUUUCAGAAAAAAAUAUUGUGUUCGAAUAUUGCACAAAGAAAAAACCAUUCAAAGUGAACCCAAAGCCAACACGCACAUUAAUCUAAACUGGAUCAUCUCGAUUUACUCGAUACACAGUGUAACAUGCGGUUGUACAUGGCAUAAUCUAAGGUUGAGUGAGUAACAUAAGUGUACAAAGUUUGUACCCAACACUGAAAUGCCACGUAAUGUUACCGGCGAUUGAUAAAUUUACCACAAAGAUUAAGCGAACAAGUAUAUGGCAGCAGUGAAAUCACUGGAUUAGUUGGUGCUAAACGAGGUUAUGGAGAAAAUACUCGACUGUGGAUAUAGUAAAGAGCAAUAAUAAUCCAGCAUUAGAAAACAACAAACAUUUCUAAACAAUGGUAAUCCAUCGACCCGGUAGACUGUGGAUCAGCAUAUUGGCAAUAUUGUCCACCCUUCAGUCAUCUGUCGGAAGCGCCUUUAAUGUAAUUUAUGCAAUCAAUGCUGGUGGCGAUGCACACACUGAUUCUCAUGGAAUAUAUUAUUUGGGCGAUCCGUUGAAGGGGAAGAUAGGCACCGAAUCGGACUAUGGCCGACAGCUGCUAGCAAUCAAUAGAGUUAGUAAGCAUGAUGAGAUCCUGUAUCAAACGGAGCGCUACCAUCACGACACCUUCGGUUACGAUCUGCCAGUAUCUGGUGAUGGCCAGUACGUGCUCAUAUUGAAGUUUUGCGAAGUGUACUUCAACGGCCCAAAUAUGAAAGUGUUCGAUGUGCUUCUUGAUCGGCACACGAUUGUAUCGGAUUUAGAUAUAUAUGCUUUAGUAGGCAAAGGCACGGCGCAUGAUGAGUAUAUAUUCUUUACCAUCUCGCGAGGACGGCUGUACAUUAAGGAUAAAAAUUCGGAAAUUCGUGGAAGUAAACUAAAGCUAGAGUUCCUAAAGGGAUUCAAAGAUAACCCGAAAAUUAAUGCAAUUCUGCUGAUUAAGGAUUACAAUGAGGCGAUUCUGCCCCGUUUGCCGCCACUGAUUAACGACCAUCAUACUGGUGCCAGCGGGAUGGAUACUAUUGGUGAUCAGUAUCAUUCUCAUUCCUAUCCCGCAGCUGACGACGAUGGCCCGAUCGUCGACGGAGCGGAUGAUAGUAUCAUGGACGAUUUUCUGAGCGCAUCUUCGGAAGAGUCGACGAAAACUUCCUCAAAAAUGCGAAAAACUAGUGGCCCAAAACAACCGAAUCCGUACUCUUUGGAUGAUUCUUCUAUAAUGCUGCCAGUGUUCAUUGCAAUCGGAGCAUUCAUACCGUUGUUAUUUUGUCUUUGUAGGCUGUGAUUUGUUAUAUUUUAAAAUAGCUGCCUAGGUUAGGAUAGCCCUUGACGAUUGUAUGUAUUAUUUCACUUUCUUUUGAUGCGUUAACUUGGUACUUAAGGGAAACCCAACUAUUGAAAUAAUGCAGGGAAAACUGCUCAAAUCAAAUUAGUGACAAAUGUACAUCAUGAAUUUUGUUGAAGCAAUUUCUUUUGUUUGGUGAUUGGUUAGAAGCUGCGGGUCAUUAUUUGUAACAUGUUAUACCGUUACGUUAGGUGCAAAGCUUAAUUAUUGCUACCAUAGCACAAAUUUGAAGACAUUUUAAACUUACCAAUGCUAGACACAACCGUUGUCAAUAGUGUGAAUUCAUAAUUACUUAUGUUACAGUUUCUUGCAAACAGUAAGCACAAAUUACAUGGAAUGGUAUCACAAAAUAGAGUAAAAUAAAACUUAAAAGACAUUUUAAGCAACAUUUCAAA
Molecule: messenger RNA, 2145 nt
Organism: Anopheles funestus (African malaria mosquito)
Lineage: Eukaryota; Metazoa; Arthropoda; Insecta; Diptera; Culicidae
Product: malectin-B
Exons: 2
Coding region: 764-1690 (308 amino acids)
Cellular component (GO): membrane
Molecular function (GO): carbohydrate binding
Source: RefSeq, a predicted model, not a curated record